Molecule: messenger RNA, 1742 nt
Organism: Heterobasidion irregulare TC 32-1
Lineage: Eukaryota; Fungi; Basidiomycota; Agaricomycetes; Russulales; Bondarzewiaceae
Exons: 2
Coding region: 444-1310 (288 amino acids)
Source: RefSeq, a predicted model, not a curated record
ACCCGCCUCUCCUCCACAACAGCGCCAUUAAGAUACCAACAUGUCCUACUACUACAGCGACGACUCGUUUGAGGACGAGCUUUUCAGUGCGUUGUAUAUUUGCAUAUCACGUCAGGAUUUUGCUAUACGUUCAUGCGAAUCGAUCCGCAGCACCUGGCGCAGGUCCGUCGUGCUCCCAACACGAUGUCGACGAGACACACGGUGAGAGCGGUGACACAGACGAGUCGGAUGAGGAUACCUACCCUCCCGUACAGCUGUCGCCUCACGCCUACAUCACCCGUAGAUACCCGAGCCCUAACGUGCCACUCCCAUAUCGCUCGCUCCAUGGGACCUACCUCGAGGUUCCAACCCCCAUCGCGCCACACGUACCCGCCCAAGACCGCACGGCACCCUUCUCCUCGCUGCUGGGCGCCGUCCAGCCGAUCCAUGGUCCAUGGAGCGAGAUGGCGCGAGAUAUAGUGGAGGCACCGCGCGACACCGUCCUUCGGGUGUUGGCCGAGGUGCCUCCGCAGGUGCUCGUCGAGGAGGCCCCGGAGCUUGUCCCAGAGCUGCCGCCGUCGCCAGAGACCGCCUCGGAGCCGGUGCUGCUGGAGCACCACGUGCAUGUGGAGGAGGAGCCAAGGCGGAAGAAGGCGAAAAAUGGGGAGGGGAGAGAUGGGAGGGAGGAGGGAGGGAGUCAGGGAGCGAGCGGCGCGACGGCGGGGAGGCGUAUAGUCAAGAGGCCGCGCAUGCCCCCGAUCGCGGGGUAUGGCCGAUUUUCGGUCAAGCUGCCAAGCGACUAUGCGGAGAGGGAGAGAGAGACGGCGGGAGAGCGAGGCCAGAUGCUUGUGGUCCAUCCACAGGCGCAUGGCAGCGCCCCCCCAGAAACUACACUGACAUCGACGACGUCCACCUACAGGGUAGAAAACCCCACAAGUGAGCCAGUCCCCGAGGCUGUACUGCAGUUCAUCGGAGGGCCCUGGACAUCGACACCUGGGGAGGAACAGAGAGGCGCGCGAAAGCGCAAGAGGGCAGACCCUCAUGUCUGCGACGGCACCGACGGGUGUAGCAAGCGGCUGUCGUGCCCGUACGACAUGCCCCGACACAAGGCGACUCUGCGCCACGGAGGACAGCGCGAAUUUGCAUGCGGCGACUGCCCAGCCCUUUUUGUGCGUAAAGAUGAAGUCCAUCGCCACAAGCGAGAGCACUGCCCAAACAGAGGCAGGAAACAUAACGGCAGGGGCGGUCCCUCGCAGGGCCCGAGACAUGAUGGUCCAGAGGGCGGCGGAGGGGGAAUGGGGGGCAUAGGAGAUAGCCUGCUCAGUGGAUAGAGCUGAAGGUGCGUACCGUUCGUUUUUCUUUUCACUUCGCUCGCUCUUUUGUUUCGCGGCGCACGCUAUCGAUGUCUUUGCCUUUCCUUUCCUUACCACCCUCGUUGUUUUGACUAACCUGUUGCGCUCGGAUCGAUUCGGUUGAAAACUGACUCACUCUGGUUUUCGCAGGACUCUGCUCGUGGUCGACGUCGUCCAGCCCGGCAUUGCGCGACAAUGCACGACGGAUCGAAAGCCGAUCGUUAUGUAAGCCAUCAUACGCCCUGGUCGCUCAUCGUCGACCACGACGGCACCUCAGCGACGAGGGGUCUAUAAGCCCAUCUCCCACGAGGUUCAUCACACGCAACUUAUCACGAAUUUACGGUUGUUGUACAGUCUGUUCACUCUAGCGCUUUUUUCAUAGUAUAUCGAUCUAUUCCUUCUCAUAUUGUC